This is a messenger RNA of Talaromyces proteolyticus, 3966 nucleotides long. RefSeq lists its product as uncharacterized. The transcript has 3 exons. The record is from RefSeq and is a predicted model, not a curated record. The annotation marks the transcript as partial. Gene Ontology annotation, biological process: nucleoside metabolic process. NCBI's taxonomy places the organism in Eukaryota, Fungi, Ascomycota, Eurotiomycetes, Eurotiales, Trichocomaceae. Gene Ontology annotation, molecular function: protein binding; catalytic activity.
CUCUCUCGCGAAAAAUAUACAGUCGGCUGGAUCGCAGCACUGUCACUUGAAUUAGCAGCCGCAAAGGCUAUGCUAGAUGAAAUCCAUGAAGAAUGCGGACAGAGUGUUCGGGCGGGUGACAGUAACACAUACACAAUGGGAAACAUUUUGGGACAUAAUUGUGUCAUUGCAUGUUUACCGGCUGGAAUUUACGGGACGACAUCUGCCACCAGAGUUGCAAGCGAUAUGCGCGCCAGCUUUCCAUCCAUAAAAUUCUGGCUGAUGGUCGGUAUUGCUGGCGGUGCGCCCACUCCACAAGCCGACAUUCGACUAGGUGAUGUCGUUGUCAGCGUUCCCUCUCCUAACGCUCCGGCGGUUGUACAAUAUGACUAUGGGAAAACAAUAGCAAAUGGUAAAUUAGAACUCACAGGAAGGCAGAACAACCCUCCAUCCAUCUUGUUGACUGCCGUUUCCAAGGUUCAAGCAAACCAUCGGCUUAACGUUAAUACAGGUAUAUCUAGGCUCAUUCGCGACAUGGUGAAAAAUCACCCAGGUGUAGAAGACAGAUAUUCUUAUCCAGGCCAAGAUCAAGAUAUCUUAUUUGAUGCAGAAUUUGAACACCCCGAUGGAAAUACGACUUGUGGAAAAUGCGACAAAAAUCGAGUCGUAAUGAGGCUCCCUCGAGAUGCUCUUUAUCCCUUCAUCCACUAUGGCACAAUCGCAUCUGGAAAUCAGGUGAUUAAACAUGCAAAGACACGGAAAAGAUUUUCCAAAGAACUGAAAGCCCUGUGCUUUGAAAUGGAAGCUUCCGGGCUCAUGAAUGAGUUUCCUUCCUUAGCAAUCCGGGGCAUUUGUGAUUAUUCAGACUCGCACAAAAACAAGCAGUGGCAGGACUACGCAGCCGCUGCUGCUGCUGCAUAUGCAAAAGAGCUUUUACUCGUCAUUCCGGCCCACGAAGCCGAGAUCUCACCCGCAAAACAAAAGGAACUCAAUGAGAAAAGAAAAUGUUGGUUAGACUGUCUGGGAUUCAAUCAAAUACAUGAGAGAAAACAAAUGAUCAAGCCUGCACAUACAAGAACAUGCCAGUGGCUUCUAGAGCACCCAGUGUACCAACACUGGCUCGAUUCGAGCAAAUAUACAGAGCAUCAAGGCUUCUUAUGGGUCAAAGGCAAGCCAGGGACCGGCAAAUCGACAAUCAUGAAGUAUGCCUUUGAAAAAUCACAGAAAUUCCCCAAAAAAAGCGGUUCCUUGACGAUUUCGUUCUUUUUCAACGCACGUGGGAGUAAACUCGAGAAAUCAACAAUUGGCAUGUACCGCUCAUUGCUGCUACAAAUUUUUCUAGCUGAACCCAGAGUGCAAGUCGUUCUCGAUACAGUAGAAACGGGUCACCGAGCGGAAGAUGAGGACUUUGACUGGAAUAUCGUUAUGCUUCAAGAGUUGUUAGUCGAAACUAUCAACCUUCUACAAGACAAGACCCUAAUUGUUUUCAUCGAUGCUCUCGACGAGGGUAUCGAAGAUGAGAUACGAGAAAUGUUUGAUUUUCUGGCUGAACUGGGAGAAACGACCGAGCCAUUAGGCUCUAGAGCCCUAUAUAUAUGUUUUGCUAGUCGACACUAUCCCCAUAUUACCUUCGGCAAGGGCUUGGAGCUUGUCCUCGAAGAUCAAGAAGGCCACUCUCAAGACUUAAGUAAAUAUCUAGACAGCAAACUUUCCUGGAUUAAGCACCAAACAGUGGACAGUGUCAAACAAGAGAUUUUAGAAAAAUCAUCCAACAUUUUUUUGUGGGUUGCGCUUGUUGUGGACAUUUUGAGGAAGGCGUUUGAUCGAGGUCAUAUGGGAGCCUUGCGCCAGCGGCUCAAAGAUAUCCCACCCGGGUUAUCCAACCUUUUCAAGGAUAUAUUGACUAGGGAUCGGGAUAAUCUCGAAGACCUCUUCGUAUGCCUCCAAUGGAUAUUAUUCGCGAAAAGGCAGCUUAAGCCCCUUGAGCUGUACUUUGCCAUUCUAUCACAAACCGAAGAUAUGAUAAAAUCAGCUGUCGAAACGCCUGAGGAUCCUGCUCUCGUUAAACGGUUUAUUCUCACGUCAUCGAAGGGAUUUGCAGAGAUAACAAAGUCCCGAAACAACCCAACUGUCCAAUUUAUCCAUGAAUCUGUGAAAGACUUUCUCAUGAAAGAAGGUGGUCUUCAUCAUCUUCUGGCUGAAUUUCAAUUAAACUCGUUACGUGUCGGUCAUGAUCUUCUCAAAUACUGCUGCUACAACUACAUCAAGAUGGGUAUCGGCCAAGGCUUUGUGCUCGGAGGUGGUGAGCUCCCCCCCCCGAAGACGGAAGAAGGGAAAGCGUUGAGAUCUGAGAUGUUGAUCAACAUACCCUUUAUUGAAUACGCAGCCGGGUUUGUCCUCCACCAUUCUGACGAAGCUGAGGCGGAAGGCGUAGCACAAGAUACUUUCCUCAGUGAUUUCCCCCGAAAACACUGGAUCUUUGCGCAUAAUAUUCUUGAAAAACAUGGGAUUCGCCAAUACACUUUCCAUGCAAGUUUUUUGUACAUAUUUUCAGAUAACGAUCUACCAAGCCUAAUCAAAAUCAAACUACACGAGGGAGAACCUAUGAAUGGAACCAGCUUGGUUAAUAUGGAGGAGCGAUACGGAUCCCCUAUCCUUGCGGCUAUUUUAAAGGGCAACAUCCGGGCUUGCAAGGCAUUUUCUCUCUCGGGCGGCCAUCCUAGACUCGAUGACGAUUGGAAAUGGUUGAUGAAGUCCCAGUUCAAAAAGAACCAGACUUUUUUAUCAUAUUUGGCAGAAAAUGGCCAUCUGUCAGCUGUUGACGUUCUGUUAUUCACUGGCAGGCUGCAGCCGAAUGCCAUAGAUGACGACGGAUACUCUCUUUUACAUUACGCGAUCAAACACAAGCGUCAAGAUAUGACUAGUAUGGCACUUGACGCAGGGGCGGAUCCCGACCUUGAGACCCUGACCGGAAGGAGGCCAUUGACGUUUGCUGCUGAGAAUAAUGAUUUGGAAAUAUCAAAGUUAUUGAUUGAAAGGGGAGCGGAAAUCAACUUUGCCCAGGUCAAUGGCAGCUCUUCCCCCUCAACAAUUAUUGGUUUUCCAAUUUCAUGUGCAUUUCAGGCAGGUCAUAUAGACAUGGUCCGGUUUUUAAUCGAUAACGGGGCUGACGUGAAUGCCAGUCUGUAUGAAGACUGGAGACGACACCCGGCACACUUCGAAAUAUGGAAUGGCGCGCUCAAUAGAGACAAGAAUUUGGACAAGAAUUUGGAAAUUCUCCGCGCCAUCAUUAAAAAUGGGGCAGAUAUCAAUGCAUCUAAUAGUUCUGGCCAGACACAUUUGAUGAUGGCAGCACGCUAUGGUAAUUUAGAACUUAUUCGAUUUCUCCUUUUCGAAGGUGCUUGUGUCAAUGCUGUCGACAAUGGGGGGGAGACGGCACUAUUAAGUGCAAUGCGCAACAAAAACAUUACUUACAUCUCUAGAGCAAGAAUGGUGAAAAUACUACUUUCAUAUGGUGCUGACGUGAACGCAGCCACCACUGAGGGAUGGACUGCACUAUCACUCGCAGUUUGCAAAAAUAACCUUAGUGACAUCUCCAGAGCAAAAAUGGUGCAAAUACUACUUUCACAUGGUGCUGAUGUGAACGCAGCCACCACUGAGGGAUGGACAACACUAUCGCUUGCAAUUUGCGAAAAUAACCCUACUGACAUCUCCAGAGCAAGAAUGGUGCAAAUACUACUUUCACAUGGUGCUGAUGUGAACGCAGCCACCAAUGAAGGAGUGACUCCGUUACAUUUCGCAGCAGGGUGUGGAGACCCUACUACAAUGCAGAUAUUACUUCAGCAAAAAGACAUAGAUAUAGAAAAACGUGAUAUAACUGGAAAUACAGCAUUGCUGGCUGCACAUGUUUUGGAUAAGAGAUUGGCGAGUUCGAUACGCCUCCUUAUCCAAUAUGGAGCCAAUAUCCUGGCCAGGGAUUCUGAGGGG